Amoebophrya sp. A25 is the source of this 4860-nucleotide messenger RNA. Lineage: Eukaryota; Dinophyceae; Syndiniales; Amoebophryaceae. The record is from the annotation of a GenBank genome assembly.
UGAUGCGACAAGGAAACCUAAAAAAUUCGCGCAAUUCGUGCGCGUCUAGGCUCAAGCUCAGCUACCAGUUACCAAGCGUGAUCCCCAGGAGGGGGCGCGCAAGGCGAGGCUCGUGUAAUUCUAAUUUAGAAGUCCCGGCACUUUGACGCGAAAAUAUUACCAGAGGCAAACUAAGAUGGAAGUCACAAUAUGUCGGGCCAACACAAGCGUGGCGUCCUAGAAGAAAGAGCAGACUUGGUCCGCAUCUUCUACUUCUGAAGAGAAUUGCAGGAAAUCGGCAGGAGAUCGAUAGACUCGGAGAAAGAUGGCGUCGUCUAGCAGUGGCGGCGUUGCGCCGGAUCCAACGGGACCUAGUGUAUUGGGUUGGACGCUCGAACAAUGCUGGAGGCGUGCGUUCGAGCUGCUCAGAUGGGUCACGCCAGAAACUGCCACAGUAUCAGCGGACGUAGAAGCUACUUGGGGAGGAGACUCUUAAGGGAUAUGAUCGUGUCCCAAUUAUUUUUGGAAUACUUUUCAGUUUCAAGCCGAAAGUGGCAAAAAAUGUGGUUGUCGUUGCGAUUCCUUUAUCUGAUGUUAGAUGGAAUGUAUGAGACAUUUUUUCUAGAAGUCGGAAAUAGGCACGCAUGCAAAGACUUCAUUCAAGUACUUACUUAAUUUUUUGAGAGCCUUCCUUCGGGUUUUAAAGGGCUGAUUCUAAUUUUCAAUAGAAGGGUCACUAGCGAACAUGGAGGAGUACAGCGUACCUGCAUGCACAAGCGGUAUCACGCAAUCGGGCACGUCGUUACUGGUGGAGACCGGGAGCAGCUACUACGUAUUCUUCAGAUGAAUACAUGGGCCUCCUUCGCUACUGAGAUUGAACUAUUUGCCUCCUUGGGAAGAUAAGGAUAACUUGUACAAGACCCUUGCAUAAAUGAGCUAGCGAUUAUUUAACCACAGCCUUUUUCGAGAUAAGUGGUUGAGUUCACUCCUCACAAGGAUACCGAUAUUGUCAGGCAAGAAAUCGUCUGCAUUAGGUAUCGCAUACUUCUUUCGGUCCAGACAAUUUUGACAAAGAAGUUGGAGGUGGAUGCGCGUACCCGGAGAUAGUGCAGAUGCAGGUCUCAACGACGCUUGGCCGGAUAGAAAAUGCGAAGAACAGCAGUCUUUACUUACGGUUGUUUCUCGUACGCUGAUACUAAAGACAGAAGUAACGACUCAGCACUCAUCAACAUUGUCCGGAUUGGCAUGUUGAGUUUUGAACUUUUUCUGAACGAUGGCAAAGCCAAAAUCAAAGAAUGUGUUGAAGAGGGGCAUGACAGGUUUGUUCUACUCAACAGCGGAAUUUAAUAGGCUUUGGCGCAUUUUCUAAGCCACGUCCACAAACUGUCGACGCCAAGCAGAUUGGACCCUCAAGAUCAUCCAUUAGAUAAAACAGCGUACGGACCUUUUCGCAUGCCGAUAUCAGAACUAAAAGAUCUUUUGACGCAGACAAAACCCGGACUGGGAGAGCUGCAUAGCUUUGUACUACCUGUUUGAUAUAGUUACUGUAUAGUUGUAGACGCUUAAAGCACAAAAGGAAAAAUAGCCGUUAAAUUUUUCACUCAUUUUUAUCCUAAGUUAGUCCCGCCAAUCACAGUUGUAGCACUGCCAGCACGUCGUCGGAUUAUAUUGAACUGAUUCAGCAAAGCUCUGUACGACUGGUAGGGUGCUGUUACGAAGCAGAACUUUUCGAACUAGUCAUCUGCUUACCUGAAUGAACCCGCUUGGUUGGCACUUUUCGCGCUUGCUUUAUUCAGCAUACAUCACUUUGAAUUUUCAAUACGGAAGACCAUCGAUCUUCACAGAUAAAAAUCACGGGAGAGGAAGCGCAUGACUUCGAAGGGACGAUUUACAUAAGAGAAUACGACCUUUUUGGCAACGCAAAAGCAAAUCCCACGCCUUUCGAGGAAAAAUGGAGUCUCGCAGCGGGUACCUCAUACAUCAUACAUCACGACUGUACGGAACAUCCGCUUUUUCCUGGCUAGGAGAAGCACAAGGUGGCUAGGAGAAGCACAAGGACGGUUUGAAGAAUAGAUAGAAGGUAAUUUCAUCUCAAGAACAUACGUAUCGAACAUCGACUUGCUUCCUGAUUCUAGCUGCUCGUCUCAACAAGAUCCUUGUUCCCACACCAGGUUCUUGUUUUUUCGUGAAAAGCACAAAAGUGGCGGUACAAGACGGUAUUGAUCUAGAGGAGUACCCUACAAGGUAUGACUUCGGAAACACCGAGAACUUGCCGGACUGGAUGGCGAGAAAUAACCUGCUUGAUAGGAUAUGGGUGUCGGUGGAGUUGGGUAGCGUCCGGGGAGAAUGCCUAAAGCUCUACGAGUUUUUGUUGAAUUUCCACUCCCGCUCAAUAUUCUGUCUGCAUUGGCAAUCCUUCGACUCCUUGUGGCCAAUGUAUUUCUCUUUCUUCCCAUUUUUAUGAUACAGAAGACUUUUUAUGGACUCUUAGUUAUACGAGAGUAGUUUUGAGUUACUUUAUUUUCACUUCUACCCCGCGACUGCGUACACCACUACUACUGCUACUACUAUUGAUAGAUGUGAGAUCGAUCUUGAUGUAUCUUGAUCCGGUUUUAUUUGCAUCAAACUUGAAAAUGUCUUGACAACACCUUACUAUCUACAACUACAACAGCUUUGAGUGGGCUAUGUGGCAUAUGAAGUAUGACGCGCAGUAUUGUCGGCUCAGCGUCGAUUGUUUCCUCCAGGGAGGAACAAAUAUUCUCUAUCAGCGGAUGAUCAAGUUUCUUGACCUGCAUAAAGCAACGAGGCACAUGGAGGCACUGGACAUUGACCUUCUAUGGCAACCAGAUCAGAGAGUGAAAUGAACAUACUUCUUCCACUUUGACUAUUUUUCACUUGUCAUCGAUUGCUAAUGUUUUUUUGUUUUUUCCUGGUACAGGUUUGUUUCUCGUGAUUUUUUUGGUGAUCUUCUUUUAUCAAUAAAAAGUGGUCCAGGACCUGUUCGAGAAACCAUUCUUGAAAAUUAGCGAAUACAGUACUUCCUGUUUUAGAUGAGAGAGAAUCUUGACAUACAUAGAGUUUCUAACGUGUCUGUUCCGGAAGGUGGGUGUUUAUUUCGACUGCCCAGUCGAGCGCGAGGUCACUUACGAUCUGCCGGGUCCCCAGCAACCAAAGACGGACUUCGUGGAGAGAGUCACCACUAGCAAGAUGAAUUUCGCGAAGCUGGAACGUUUCAUUUUAUGAAAGGAAUAGCACUACUAUUGUUGAGUUUUUCUAGAUGUAGAAUCAACGACUCGAAACACAAACACUAAGGUGAUGCGGUCUACCCGUUAAACCCGGAAUACGCGAAUUUGUCGGCUGCUCUUUGGAAAGAUCCACUUUUCCCUGGCUGCUCUUCUCAAGUAGCUUGUUCCACCGCCAGGUCACUGCUUUGUUUUUCGUGCGUCUGAGCUAAAAACUGGCUCUAAUCAUCCGGGUGACUUUCAUCGCAGUUUUUGCGUACGAGCUCGCAAAAACGCACGCUAGAGAAAACUACAAAAGUUACGAGUUUUGGUAUCGAAGCUGGGUAGAGACCGCAGAGGAGCUAGGUACUGUUCUUCGCGACACGUUUUACGCAUUUGAAUCCCUUCUAAGUUGGAACAAGAAUAUGCAAAUGUUUACUCGUUCUGCCCACUGUCCGUGUCUAGCAUGAUCUAGUACAUAAGUACAUGAAGACUCUUACGGGGUUUCUUUACGAUCUUCCAUUUCCACUUCGCAGUUGCUCAACAUUUUUCGUUUUUUCUGUGAUUUCGCUCAAUGUGAAUAUAAAUAUGAUCUGCAACCUCCUUCCAUAACAGGCUUCUGGUUCCCCAUCAGUUUCUAUUAGAGGUGUGCUGCAAAUCUUGAUUGGCUUUCACCUUUUGGUGAAGGUUUAGGUCCAGCGGCGCUCAAAGCACUAAGCAAGACAGCCGGUUGGUUUUCACCUCGACAAUAUUAGGCUUAUCCCGUGAAUCAAUAUUUAUAAGUAAAUAUGACCUGCAACAACAUCAGAGUACGCAGACCUCGCAUACGCGUUGCGAGAAUGCAAGCCAUAUCGAGAAGAGGAUCUGUCCAUUAUCGACGCGUGGUUCCUAGGUGCGGUGGUUCCCGUCUUGCGGAAAGAACGAGAGAUGGCCCAACGCCAGGACGGUCAGCAGAGGCUAUAAUGGCUCCUCAUCCUUUGCUACUAUGCGGUAGUAGUUCUAGUUGGGUACUCCACCACAAUUACUAUGUAGCUAGUUCUAGUAUAAUCUCCUUGGUAAAUUUCCCUCGUCUUAUUUCUCUCAACUGACUUGGUACCACACUGCUGGAGACAAAAACGGGUCAAUAGCAGGAGAAGAAACUCUUACUCUCUCCGAGGUGCUACAGAAACCUGAUGAUAACUCAACUUGCGUUGAUGAUGCACGUGCUUGAAGAUUUACAAAACCGACUAUACUUACUAUAACUUCUUCCCACUACGAAUCCUUUGAAUACUCGUUCUUAUAGAUACAGAAAAACCUAGAGUUUGCAUUUAUGCAGAAUGACUUCCUUGUUUGUCCGAUGACGGGUGAUUGUCAUAGCAAUCCCAACCGGACACGCGAACUGUAGAGCAAGGAUCUUUUUUCAUACGCAUUCUGCUGUAAAUUAACGUUGGAUAGUGAAAUGGUUGACAUUUUAGCGAAGCGGCACUGCUAUGCAAUUGCUGGACGAGAGGGCUCUCACCCGGGCGAAAGUCUAUUUGUUCAAUUUGAGGCAUUAUCCCACCAGAAUACCCUAGCGACACAGUUACGUGCCUACGCACAACGAUCGUCCAUCGAAAUUUAUGCAUAUGAGGCGUGGAAACGCAACCAGCGACUACUUUGUCUCGCGUGAUAUAGUAUGCCA